GAAAACAAAUAUAGUGUUCUCUUUCGUUCAACACUGAUAUCUGCGGUGGCGGCAGCAGUAGUACUGUCAAAUGUGAAGGAAAAAAAACGCUGUCAAAUGUCAACAUUGAUUACUAAUAACUCAAUUGUGAUCUAAAUUAGUAAUAGCAAUCAAAUAGAUUUUGUUUUGUUUUCGAUUUAUAUUAAGAAUAGAACUGAGCUCAACCAUUUCUUUUUUGAAAAAAAAAAUGACCGAUUUUGUGUGGCCAUGGGAAUAUAGUUUUCCACCUUUUUUCACAAUACAGAUGCAUGCAAAAACGCGUGAUAUCCAAUUGAAUACAUGGUCUGAUUUGGUGCUGAAAUACCAAAAAACACUGAAACAACCAAUUCUUAAUAUAAACGAUGAAAACACCGAUUUAUUUGUGAAUAAAGAACUGAAUCGACGUUUGAAUGUUGAUGGGCGAGCCCUAAUUAUGGAUGCAUUAGAAAAAUCAGCGCAUGCCGCACCAAUUGAUCCGAAGAAACGUGAUAUUUGGGAAAUCUAUUGGUUUACAUUGGACGAAUGGGCCAAUAUGAUCUACAAAUGGGUGUCAGACAAUGCAAUGAUUGGUCAAGUUUGUACUGUUUUUGAAAUAGCCAAUGGUGACAAUUCAACUGAUCAGGAAUUCCAUGGUCUAAGCAAUGAAAUUCUAUUGAAAUGCUUAAGAAAAUUAGAAGAAUCGGGAAAAUGUGAACUUAUCGACGAAGAAGGGGUAAAAUUCUUUUAGAUUUUUCAAUAAAAAAAAAACACAACAGCAACAACAACAACGAUGACUAACAUUAUUGAUGGCAUUUUAAUGUUAACCGAUACCAUAUAACAAGGAAAAUUGUUAAACAAAUGAUAGUAUUUAAUGAAUAAACUUUGUCUUACUAAAACAAAUUUCAUGAAA
Molecule: messenger RNA, 907 nt
Organism: Contarinia nasturtii (swede midge)
Lineage: Eukaryota; Metazoa; Arthropoda; Insecta; Diptera; Cecidomyiidae
Gene: Vps25
Product: vacuolar protein-sorting-associated protein 25
Exons: 2
Coding region: 227-745 (172 amino acids)
Biological process (GO): protein transport to vacuole involved in ubiquitin-dependent protein catabolic process via the multivesicular body sorting pathway
Cellular component (GO): ESCRT II complex
Molecular function (GO): structural molecule activity; protein homodimerization activity
Source: RefSeq, a predicted model, not a curated record